GAGCAACCAACCAAAAAUUAUCUUGCAAUUAACAUAAAUAAAUCCAAGUCUUUUUGAAAUUCAAACAGAAAAAUAACCGUUGAGAAGGGGAGACUAAUAAGGAAAGAGAUGGUGCGAGACGAAAACAAAUGGGAGGCUUUACUGUCAUGGGCAGAUGAGGUAGAGAAGGAAGAAGAAGUUGCUGCUGCAGCGGCAGUGGGAACGGCAACAUCACAACAAAAGCAGAAAUCAGAUCCGUUCGCCUUUGCAAGGCCUAGAGAAGGAAAAACAAAAGGAUUUGCAUUUCAUGGAUCAAAUGGGUUUCACAGGCAUGAAUCUAAGAAUGAGAGGCUGAAUAAACGAAGCAAAUCUCCACUGGGAGCAAUGAGGUUGACUGAGACACGACAAAAUACUCCCAAGGGGCUGAAGGAGAAACUACGAGAAGAUAUAGAACAUGGGUUCAGAAGAGUUCCAGUGUCACCGGUAGUUCUGGUUCCUCCUGUGAGAUAUCCACCAAAAUUUGUAGGUGGCCGUCUGUAUGAUAAUUGGGCAUCUAUGUCGACACUGAGACCCGUGGGGCAACAAUCUAAAAGCCUGAAUGAAUCAGAUUUUGAACACCAAAAUAUUGAAUCCCUUAAUCCGGAAAAAGAAAACAGCUUCCCUGGAUAUCAUCAACUGAAAGGAAGAACAUUUCACAAUGCAGGGAUCAAGUCUGUGGAGCGAAGAAAUGGAAGAAUGAAGUCUGAGUUAUGUCAAGCAAGGGAGGCACAGCAAAAACACAGAUUGAUGCAGAAAUCAGCAUCUCAGGCAAACCAGGUAAAUGUAGAUUCAGUUCUUAUGAGGGAAAAGUUUCGUGGCAGAAAGAUGGUAGAUUUACCGUUGAAGAGUGAGGAUAAGAGGUGGCAAUCAGCUAAGAAGGGGGAGGUGCGGAACAGGCGAGAUGACUAUGCAGAAAAUACCAUGUAAUAGAUCAAGAGAAGAUUAUGAACAAGGAUAAAUCCUAUGCCAUUCU
Molecule: messenger RNA, 991 nt
Organism: Rubroshorea leprosula
Lineage: Eukaryota; Viridiplantae; Streptophyta; Magnoliopsida; Malvales; Dipterocarpaceae
Source: the annotation of a GenBank genome assembly